Molecule: messenger RNA, 987 nt
Organism: Clonostachys rhizophaga
Lineage: Eukaryota; Fungi; Ascomycota; Sordariomycetes; Hypocreales; Bionectriaceae
Source: the annotation of a GenBank genome assembly
AUGGCUACUCGCGCGGAAUCCGCACCAGGGGUUGAUCCUGAGCUCGCCCUGAUCUAUGGUGCAUAUCCUGUGCCUGCCGUGUUGACGCCUGAGAUGAUUCCUAUGCUCAGGACGGCACAGGCUGCGCUGUAUAACGAGGUCACUAUGACCGCUACGCAUCCAGUCUCGCACAAGGAGUACAGUUUCAAGAGCUACGACGACUACGAGGUUACUGCUUCCGUUUUCACGCCUACCGGCGCGACACACUCUAAUUCUUCCCGUCCUUGUAUCUACUAUAUUCAUGGGGGCGGCCUGAUUAUAGGAAAUCGCUUCCUGGGCAUCGACAUCACCUAUCCUCUCGCGCAGGAGUUGGGUGCUGUUGUCAUUUCGAUCGAAUACCGACUCGCACCCGAGCACAAGGCUCCGUCAGCAUCUGAAGACGCCUAUGCUGGCCUGCUGUGGGCUACAAAGAAUUAUGCUACUUUGGGCAUCGAUCCGAAAAGAAUACUUGUUUGGGGAUCAAGUUCCGGAGGAGGUUUAGCUGCUGCCCUUGGAUUAAUGGUUCGUGACCGGAAGCCUUCAUGCGGACUGCAUCUCAAGGGCCUACUCUUGCACUACCCGAUGCUGGACAACCUUAUCAAUGAGGAUGACAAAACGACUUUCAGCGGCAGGGCAGCACCUGCAUGGAGCUCCGAGACACACAAAAUGGCUUGGGAACAGUACUUGGGCAGCAACUCCAAGCUUGCCCAGGACUCCCAUGUGGUACCGGCGAGAGCCAAGGACUUGAGCCGGCUGCCUCCAGUUCUGGUAGACGUGGGUAGUGCUGAACUGUUCCGUAGGGCAGCGGCGCAGUUCGCGCAGGGUAUCUGGGAGGCAGGUGGUCUGGUUGAGGUGCAUGUUGCUGGUGGUGCGUUCCAUGGCUCGGAUCUCGUAGCGACAGAUGCCAGGGUCACGAAGAGAGCAAUCCAGGCACGAACUUCCUGGGGUCGUGACAUGCUCGAAUCUUGA